Molecule: messenger RNA, 711 nt
Organism: Acyrthosiphon pisum (pea aphid)
Lineage: Eukaryota; Metazoa; Arthropoda; Insecta; Hemiptera; Aphididae
Product: ARL14 effector protein-like
Exons: 4
Coding region: 442-645 (67 amino acids)
Cellular component (GO): intracellular membrane-bounded organelle
Source: RefSeq, a predicted model, not a curated record
AUUAUCUUAGUCUGUGGUUUCGGCCAUUUUGUUGGCUUCGCAAUUUUUACUUAUUAUUGUUUUUACAUUAUAAUUUGUAAUUUGAGGGAAUAGGAACUCGUCUAUCUGGUAUUUUUAUAUAUCGUUGCUCGUUGGUUUCAAGUCACACCGAAGUUUCAAGUCACCCAGAUUGACGGUACUUUGUUGUCUGUGAUUAAACAUUUAAACAAUUACAGAAUCUAUCUAUUCUGAUUCAGUGCUAUAAUUAAAUCGAUGAUAAUAUUAAGAUUUAUAAUUACAAUUUACUAUUCUAAGAUCCAGAGAAUUUAAGAAGAUCUUCUCUACAUAGUGUUUUUUCUAGACCAAUUAGAAGAAUAUACAGAUUCAGAUCUGUGCAGACGCUUACCUGCUGAAAUUAAUUAAUAACUAGAUUAUUUAAAUAAGAGUUUGUUUGUAGCCCAAAUGGAUAAUUCUAAAAAAGAUGAAAAAGAAUUAACAAUGGAAAAUCCCGACGAUGGCGAUUGUGAUUGCGAUGAUGAUGAUUGUGUGGGUUGCUUUUGGCCAUGUGAAACGUGCACGUCAAACAAAUGUGGACACCAAUGCCGUAUCAAUCGUGGGUGGAAGAAGUAUGAAGUAUGGGAAAGACAAGGAAGAAGUAAAAAAUAAUUGUAUCUUAAUUAUAUUGUGAACAUUGGAAAUAAUAUAACUAAAUACAAUAUGAUUUUACGAUAA